Molecule: messenger RNA, 282 nt
Organism: Polyodon spathula (Mississippi paddlefish)
Lineage: Eukaryota; Metazoa; Chordata; Actinopteri; Acipenseriformes; Polyodontidae
Product: histone H4 type VIII-like
Exons: 1
Coding region: 1-282 (93 amino acids)
Biological process (GO): nucleosome assembly
Molecular function (GO): DNA binding; structural constituent of chromatin; protein heterodimerization activity
Source: RefSeq, a predicted model, not a curated record
AUGUCUGGUCAUGGCAAGGGAGGUAAAGGACUCGGAAAAGGGGGUGCUAUUCGUCAUUGUAAAGUUCUCUGUGAUAACAUCCAGGGCAUCACCAAGCCCGUUAUCCACCGCCUGGCUCGCCGCGGAGGAGUGAAGCGAAUCUCCCGGCUGGUCUAUGAAGAUACCUGCGGGGUGCUGGUAGUUUUCCUGGAGAAUGUGAUCCGGGAUGCCGUCACCUACACUGAGCAUGUUAAGAGAAAGAUUGUCACCACUAUGGAUGUAGUGUAUGCUCUGAAGUGCUAG